Messenger RNA from Acromyrmex echinatior (Panamanian leafcutter ant), 1602 nucleotides. RefSeq lists its product as hypothetical. Gene Ontology annotation, molecular function: single-stranded DNA binding. Gene Ontology annotation, cellular component: Shu complex. The record is from RefSeq and is a predicted model, not a curated record. Gene Ontology annotation, biological process: double-strand break repair via homologous recombination. Lineage: Eukaryota; Metazoa; Arthropoda; Insecta; Hymenoptera; Formicidae.
GCCCAUUGGCUGCGUUCAGCAAAACGUUUAUUUUGCAACUGUUGAAAGUUUUCUUCGCGCUGAUUGGAUUAUGCAUUUAGAUCAAGAGGAAUAGUCCAGUCUCAGCAGAGAAUCAUAAAACGGUUGCAAAACUGUUACGUUUUUCAACCAAUAUACAUACUUACAAGUACCGUGUAAUAAUUAAGUUAUGAAAUUGUAUAACACUGGCUAUAACGACUGAAGUAGAAACAGCUAGACGAAGUAGAAGUGCAGGUAGAAGUGAGGUUAGGCUAUUUCAAAUAAUACGAAUAUGGGUUCGGAUGUUACAAACGCUUUGAAGUGUUUUUUAAUUGAUCAGUUUGUAAAAUUCUUUCUUCUAAUUGGUCCAUCAAACGCUUCAAAGCAUUUGUAGCGAGAUUUUGACCACAGCCAUCCUGUCGAGUCACGAACAGUCGCGAAUAAAGCAGUCGCUCACAAGUCACUAUCAGCAGGGUUACACAUUAACCCAUUAAUUAGUUAUGUUUCCGAAAAAUGUCAAGACAACGUUGUUGUGCGGAUCGAAAGACUUGAGUAAAUCCUUUAUGUUUGAGGCUGCAACGUAUUGGGCGGAGGAGGGACAAUGGGUUGUUUACAUUACCCCGAUACCUUUGGAAAAACAACCGGCGGCUUGUCACGACAGAAGGAAUCCAUCAGUCACCGCUCUCAAGCUAAUGAGAUUCAUAUAUUUGUCGGAUUACGAAGCUCUCGUGGAACAACUUUGUAAACUGCACACCUAUGCAGCGGUACCUUCUGUGCUUUUGAUAGAUGACUUGGAUGAUUAUCUCUUGAAUGACGAAGCUCCUGGAGAUGAUAAUUCGAGGUCGCGUAUCGCUAGAAUUUGCGCCUUGAUACUCCAUUCGAUGAAUUCGUGUUCACGAAUUUUAAAAAAGAAUGUACAUGUGUGCAUAUGGACCAGUUCUAGCCUCAUCAAUAACUUUAUUCAAACAAUUUACUUUCGCAAUAUCUGGAAUUUAACGGAGAAGGAAGAUGGAAAAGUGAUUUUGGUGGAAAGGUGUUCCAUUAGAUCAUCGUUAGAACAAUCAUACAUAUAUUACAAAUUCCAAGAUGGGAUGCGAGUUCUUCAACAAAUAUUAGGCGAUUCAGUGGAGAUUUAAUGAUAUUUUUAUUAGGGAUGCACCGGAUCGUAAAAUUAUUGGAUUCCGAAUAUCCAAGAAAGCAAUUUUUUCGAGUCAGAUAUCCGAUCGAAUAAUGUCCUCUAAAAUCCGAGAAAAUGUCCUCUAAAAAAAAAGUCUAGAGAAAAAGACUGUAAUUUUGCAACAAUGUACAAAAUAUUGUAGCAUCAUGAAUAUGCAUACUUAUUUCUAGAACAUUUGUAUAAGAAAAAAAUCAACAAUUUAAUGAUAUGAAAUUUCAACCGGAUAUAUUCCCGGAUACUAAUAAUAUCCGGUUAGAAAAUAAAAAGUACCGGAUAAUACCGGAUACAAGAUACUUUCCAGACUUCCGGUGCAUCUCUAAUUUUUAUUAAGUAUUUAUGUAUUAAUUAUCUUCGUUCUUACUAUUUUUGUAACAGUAUAUAUGGAAAUGGAAUAAAAAUUUUAUAAAAGUUAUUGCGUGUGAAAUAAA